CCUUAAAAAUCUAUACUUUGAUCAAAAUUCAACCCAUCCGAAAUCGCAAUCAAAUUCCUUCCGUUAAUCAACGAAUUUCAGUUUUCAAUCUCACUUAUUAUAAUUAAAAACAAUAAUUAAUCAAUCAAUUAUUUCUAAUAAUAAUGGAAACCCUAAUUUCAUCAGCAUCAAUUGUAUCUUCUUCUCAUCCAAAAGUUUCAAUCUUUUUCCCAAAAUCCAAACACCCAUUUACCAAAAGACUCACUAGCUUCACCGUUUCAUCCAAAAAUGAUGAUAAUGAGCUUGGUUUUAGCUCUGAGUGUGAUGAUGUCACUAGUAUUGUCCCAGUUUCCAGAAAUCAAUCUUUUUCUAAGGAUGAUGCUAUGGGAUUGGUUUUGAGUGCAGCAAAUGUUAGGGGUUGGACAACUGGGUCAGGUAUGGAAGGGCCGCCGGCACCUGCAGAAUCUAAUACCGAGAAGAUCACCACCUUUCCUUGGUCCCUGUUCACCAAGUCUCCAAGACGUCGUAUGCGUGUUGCCUUUACCUGUAACGUGUGUGGUCAAAGGACAACUCGGGCUAUUAAUCCUCAUGCGUAUACUGAUGGUACCGUCUUUGUGCAGUGUUGUGGAUGCAAUGUAUUUCACAAGCUUGUAGAUAAUCUGAAUCUAUUUCAUGAGAUGAAAUGCUAUGUGAAUCAAUCCUUCAAUUAUCAGGAUCCGAAUGCUGAUGCUAGCAGUCUUGGCUUCAAGUAUCUUGACAUGGAUGAUGAAAAUGAUGACAUAUUUCCACUCUUAUGAGGUCCACUCUUAGAGGUGAAAGUUACGUUAUGCAGAUAUUUAUAUGUACAUUCUUUUCGCUGUAAACAUAACAUGUGGUGUUAAUGGGCUUGUAAAUAUAUUCCUAAUCACUUUAAUACUUUGUGGCAUAAA
This is a messenger RNA of Erigeron canadensis, 908 nucleotides long. RefSeq lists its product as uncharacterized. The record is from RefSeq and is a predicted model, not a curated record. The transcript has 4 exons. Lineage: Eukaryota; Viridiplantae; Streptophyta; Magnoliopsida; Asterales; Asteraceae. Gene Ontology annotation, cellular component: mitochondrion. Gene Ontology annotation, molecular function: protein-folding chaperone binding; zinc ion binding. Gene Ontology annotation, biological process: protein folding; protein import into mitochondrial matrix; protein stabilization. The coding region runs from base 144 to 776 and encodes 210 amino acids.